Molecule: messenger RNA, 2160 nt
Organism: Notolabrus celidotus (New Zealand spotty)
Lineage: Eukaryota; Metazoa; Chordata; Actinopteri; Labriformes; Labridae
Gene: cpox
Product: coproporphyrinogen oxidase
Exons: 7
Coding region: 134-1477 (447 amino acids)
Cellular component (GO): cytoplasm; mitochondrial intermembrane space
Molecular function (GO): coproporphyrinogen oxidase activity
Source: RefSeq, a predicted model, not a curated record
ACACGCCCCUUAACGUGCAACUUCUUGACGCACACUGAUAGCAGCACGUAGGUACAAGUCCUGAUAAUGUUUGGAGUCAGUAGAACUGCCUAAGGCCAAGACGCACUGAGGAAAUACCUAGUUAAUCAUCCAAAUGGCCACCAUAGUCUUAUGUUCAGUUAACAAAACGGCCCAGACUACCACAAGAAGAUGUUUAUUUGCACAUUUUAAGGGUCUUGCCAGAGCAGGAGAGUCCGCUCACAGCCCGUCGCUGACUUCACUUCCGCGAACGAGAUGGUCCAGAGGAACCAGCAUACGGUUCAUGUCCCAUGGGACCACGGGCAGGACCGCAGGAACCAGGAGGGGAGCCCUGGCGCUCACUGGAGCCGCGGCAUUGACAGCUGCAGCGGCGGUAGCAGGGGUUCUGGCCAAUGCCAACCACCUCCAGCGUGCUGAAAUGGCAUCGAAGGUGUCCCCAGCUGUGGAGAGAGAGCAGGAGGGGGACAUCUUGGAGAGAUGCCGGGGGUUCAUGUCUGCUCCGGUGACCGAGGUCGCUCUGCUGCAGGAGAGGAAAGGGGAGAUGAGUACGAGGAUGGAGAUGCUGAUCAUGGAGACGCAGGCCGAUUUCUGUAAAGCACUGCAGGAGGUGGAUGGUGGGACGUUCAAGGUGGACAGAUGGCAGAGGAAGGAAGGUGGCGGAGGAAUCAGCUGUGUGAUGCAGGAUGGGAAGGUGUUUGAGAAGGCCGGUGUCAAUGUGUCAGUAGUGUUUGGACACCUGACUGAAGAGGCUGCCAAGCAGAUGAGGAGCAGAGGGAAAGUCCUCAAAGGGAAAGAUGGUAAGCUGCCGUUUUGUGCCAUGGGUGUGAGCUCUGUCAUCCACCCUAAGAACCCCCACAUCCCCACCGUGCACUUCAACUACAGAUACUUCGAGAUUGAAGAGGAAGAUGGCUCUAAGCAGUGGUGGUUUGGCGGAGGCACAGACCUGACUCCCAUUUAUGUCAAUGAAGAAGAUGCAUUUCACUUCCACAACACCCUGAAGGAAGCCUGCGACAAACACCACUCGCAGUACUACCCUGACUUUAAGAAAUGGUGUGACAGAUAUUUCUACAUCCGUCACAGAGGAGAGACUCGAGGUAUAGGAGGGAUCUUCUUUGAUGAUCUGGAUUCUCCAAGUCAGGAGGAUGCGUUCAGCUUUGUAAAAAGUUGUGCCCGCACUGUGGUGCCCUGUUACCUACCCAUUGUAUACAAACACCUAAACGACCCCUGCACUGAAGAGGAGAAGGACUGGCAGCAGGUGCGAAGAGGAAGGUAUGUUGAGUUUAACCUGGUGUAUGACAGGGGUGUGAAGUUCGGCUUGGCUACGCCCGGCUCCAGAAUUGAGAGCAUCCUCAUGUCUCUCCCCCUCACUGCAAGGUGGGAGUACAUGCACGAGCCUGCCAAAGGUACCCGAGAGGCAAAGAUGCUGGAGGUGCUACAAAACCCCAAGGAGUGGGUGUGAGAGCGGUGUUUAUAGGUUUACAUGUCAAUACGGACAACCAGGAAGUAGUCUUUGUUGUGAUUAAUAAUGGUGUGACCUGUUGGACAAGAUCAGCAGCAGUGAACACUCUGUUUACCAAAAUAAUACAAAGUUGCUUUGCACAUGCGUUGUUAAUUUUUUUUUCUGAUCAACCUCGGUACUUAUCUCUCUGCUCUAUUUGCUUUUAUUAUGUGAAAGCUGCCUUGUUGACAUUUAAUUACACUGGGAUUGCUUUUCAUUUCGGUGUUUUUAAAUUUGAUGACUAAGCUUUGUGCCACUCCUCAGUGCAUGGCCGUCUAAAACAAGACCAAAAACUCUAAGUAUUGUGACAAGUUGCUAUUAUUGUACUUGCUUUUAGGUCAUAAUCCUAUUGUGAAGUCCCACCAGCGAGAAGUGUUUGUGUUAAACACUUGAUGUGUGGGUUUUUUUCUAUGUUGUGCCUGACCUUAAUAAGGCCUGCUCUCAGCUGGAGCUCUCCUCUGCUCUUAUAAAGCACUGAAAGUGAAAAGGGAAAAACUGAGCCACUGUUUGUACGUUUGUAUGCCACUACUUGUAUGAAACCUGAAUAAAUCUUGAUAUUUGAAUGCUUGCUCAUAACAAUGAGUUAUUUUUGACAAUCCAGGCUGAAUAAUAGUAUUACUGACAAUAAAGACUUCAUUACCGUU